Anolis carolinensis (green anole) is the source of this 3096-nucleotide messenger RNA. RefSeq names its product energy homeostasis associated (gene enho). The coding region runs from base 629 to 817 and encodes 62 amino acids. The record is from RefSeq and is a predicted model, not a curated record. Lineage: Eukaryota; Metazoa; Chordata; Lepidosauria; Squamata; Anolidae. The transcript has 2 exons.
AAUGGGCGGCGACCGAACGUUCGCGGCAGCCAAUGGCGUUCCGGGAAUGGCUUGCUUCUUCUCCCCGUGGAAGGAAGGGAGGGAGGUGGAAGGAGUCAGCGUUGGAUGCGGCGGCCGGAGGAGAGAGGCUGCGGGCGGGCAGGAGAGCCGAUGUCAACUGAAGAUGAAAAGACCUGAAAGUGAGCAAGAAGCUGCUGUGAUUUCCCAUCUCUGUGUGUGUGUGCCUCCUUGAAGAAGACACUCGUGCCAACACUGUGUCCUUGAAUGGUGUGGAUCCCAGUUCUACUCUGGACGUUUUUGCAGUGUGAACUGGGACUCGGCUCUUAUUGGCUGGAAAACAAGAAGCCUUGAUGUGGGAAGAGGUUUGCCAUCAUGUCUAGCAAUGAGCUCAACGGAUCGAAGCAGCCGCGUUAUGGUCUUUGAGGGCACCACAUUGGGCUGCAGAUUGUCAGGACGAGGCAUCAAAGCCUGGCUGGGUCCUGGAAUCUGUGGAAGGCUUUAAGGUCUCCGGAGAGAAGGAGACCCGUUGAUGGGCUUUCCCCAUUUGAAGCGGGACCCCUUGCCAGCCUGAAGGGCACCGUGGCCCCUGCCCAGGGCCCCCACCGGUGCCCCAUUUUGGGGGCCCACCAUGGGGUCAGGCCUCUCCACGGGGGCCGUGGUCGCCAUCGUCUUCAACUGCGUCAUCGCCUUCCUCCUCCUGCUGCUCUUCCUCAUCCUCUGCAAGGCCUGCCGGACACCCGCUUCCUGCCCCGACAAGAGCCCUUCCUCCGAAGCCGACGAGCGCGGCAACGAGGAGCGCUACCUCCUCCAGCCCUGACCCCGCGGAUCCCGUGAACUGCUCUUGAGGGACUGAGGCCGUUUGGAGAGGGGCCUCGAAGGGCCUGGGCAGAAGCAGGUCUCGUUGGGUUCCUUCUCUUUGAGCGAUGGAGGGAGGAGACUGGUUUUGGAGCCCCAAAGGGACUGGUGGCCAUUUCCAGCCAAGCUUUUCUAGGCGGAGAGACAAGUCGGGUCCAAUUUCCCCUUGUGGUGGCCUUUUCAGCCCUGGUGAACCCAGAGCCUGGCCCUGUCCAGAUGGUGGCUAGCAGGGCAACGUAGACAGGGCUUGACGUGGAACAUCUUAUUUCACUGCCCAGGUUUCAAUAAAACCCUGGUUAGUUCAGGCUCUUUCUCGUUGGGAGAGAUCCCUGCUCACAGCCCACUGCAUUGGCCGUGGUUUCUCUGUGGUCAGGAGCGCCAUGGAGACCUUGGCCAUGGAGGGGGCUGUGGAGUUCCUUGGAGCCCAUCUUCAGCGGAGCCCAAGGUGCCGAUUCAGCCAGAUGGAGGCCUACAAAGGAAUGAAGGGCUCGCCUUCUCCAGUGGAUGGGUUAGGGUCCUCAGUAGCAGGGGAUGAUGAGGGAUGAGCCAUGGUGGCUUGAGCGAUGGGGGUGAUGGUGGCAUCUGAUGGGUUUGAUAGCACUUGCUCCUGGGUCUGGAGGUGUCCUUUUUGCCUCUUUCUUUGGGAAGACUCUUCUUUGGACAGGUGAGGCCAUGUAGGUGAGCUCCACAAGGCAGGGCAGCUCCAAGUAUCAGUUGGAAGCACUGCUCAAAGGAGGAAGGCAACAUGAAAGGGGGCAGGACAAGGGGAGCAGAAUCCAGAAAGAGUAGGCCUGGAAAUUAUGAAAAAUGCACCUUGUUGUUCGACUUUUCCUCAAUGGCUUAUCUCUGUUGCCAAGCUAUGUGAAAAGGUACCUAGCUGAAGACAUGGGAUGGUGGAACUGGGAGACCUAUAGCAAAACCUUUGUGUUGAGAGGAUUCUAGGACGGUGCCUUGUUCCAGAAGUGAUGUGUUGGACUGUUUCAUCCAGUCCAGGCUUGCAACACUCAGAAACGCUUGCAGAAGGGCAGAUAGUGCUGUGUUUGGUGUGUUCAGAGUAAAAGGCCUUUGUGUUACCUCAUGGACGCACUAUUAGAGCAGGUAUCAGGCUUUCCUAUGGAGAUGUGUGUGUGUUUAACACUCCGAGACCUUUGUGGCACAAGAGAAAGAGAGUCCUGCAGGUUGGAAGGAAAAGAGGGAGGGAGGCUGGUGCAAACUGUGAGUAACGUCUCUGGUUUCUCAGUGGCUGCAGCUGCACAACUUUGGGAGAAGGGAGUUACUGUGAUGUUGCCGUGUCUGCAACAACUCCCUCGCUCAGUGCAACCAAAGCCGGAGAGCAAUUCUUGCAAAUUUGGUGCUUGCAGCAAUGUCUCCAGUGUAUGCUUUCCCUUGAGCGCUGCUUCUUGGAAGUGAGUUACACCAGAGGAAGGAUGCUGAUGCAAACACCAACCCUGCAAGGUUGCUCCCUGACAAGAUCUUUUGACAGCCAUCAGGGGAAGUGGCUUCUCUCGCACUGAGCAAAGGAGUCUUUGCAGGGCCUGUGACCUUACAGUUCAUAAAACAGAGGUGUUUCUCAAAGGGGUUGCGCCCGUCUUCCUUCCACCUUGUCCUUUGCUUCUCCAGUUGUGCUCUAACCUCAAGGAAGAUUCUGCAAAAGGGGCAAAAAAGGGGGCAGCUGUGGAAGAGACGAGGGAGACUCGAAUCGGCCUUUCCGGGAUAGACUUUCCUUGGUCCCCUUGUGUUUGGCCUCCUUUUCCUCAGCACAGUGAAUCCUGGUGGGCAUCACAGCCAGUGUCCAUCUAACAAUAGGCAGAGGUUUAGGAGGCCAAAGUUUGGAGUGGGGCAGGGAAGAGGUCUCCUCUUCCAAAGGAGAGUCAAAGGGACAUUUGGAAGAACUCAUGUGAGGUGAUGCUGCAAAGUCCUGCUCUUCUUGGGGACUGCAGCAGAAACAUGCAAAAGGGAUCCCCAAACAGCCACUGUAGUAGUCAUGGAAUGGAUCAAGGUGGUGUCCCUUUCACGUGGUUGCAAAUGUGGGUGAGUCUUGCCCCUUAUGUUUGUGUGUCUUAUCUGCAUGGCAGGAGGAGUGGGGUCCCGGGGAGGAUCCUCUUGCGCUGCUGAGAGACAGAACAAAUGUUUCCUUCUCGUGCCAAUGACUCCGCGCUCACUGGAACAGGCCUUUCCUAACUGCGAUUUGACUGGAAUAAUAAUUAUUUUAAAUAAAAAAUGUGCAUAGUUUGUAGCAAA